Solanum stenotomum is the source of this 456-nucleotide messenger RNA. RefSeq lists its product as uncharacterized. The coding region runs from base 1 to 456 and encodes 151 amino acids. The transcript has a single exon. The record is from RefSeq and is a predicted model, not a curated record. NCBI's taxonomy places the organism in Eukaryota, Viridiplantae, Streptophyta, Magnoliopsida, Solanales, Solanaceae.
AUGGCAUUGAAUGCACUCACUGUGAGAGUCGAGGCAUGUGAGCAGGGAGGUCAACAGUCUGCGAAUGUGACCACAUUGAGGGCCGAUGUUACUGGGUUAAGGUGUAAGAUAGCUGAGCUUAAGUCCAUUGACAUUUCGAUGCUCUUUGGCACUGUGGAUGUCCCUGAGGGUCCUAGUUCAGAGGUUCCAGCUAUUUUUGAGGUCCCUUCGGCCACUGCGACCGGAGAUGUUGUUUUAGCUGAUAAAGGUGAUGAGUUAGAUACUUCUGAGACAGAUGAGGAGGAUCUGGGUAUCUGUGAGGUUGUUGUAUAUGAUUAUCUUGAGGACUUGGAGGGUGCGAAGGUGCAGACGACGAUGGAGGCUUCACUUCAGGACAUAUCGAUGAUAGGUCCCAGUGGAGUGCAGCCUGCUAGUGGAGAUGAGUCGGGCACUGAUGCCCAGAUUGAGAAAGUCUGA